Rhagoletis pomonella (apple maggot) is the source of this 1629-nucleotide messenger RNA. RefSeq names its product glycine receptor subunit alpha-4 (gene ort). Gene Ontology annotation, molecular function: transmembrane signaling receptor activity; chloride channel activity; neurotransmitter receptor activity. The transcript has 5 exons. Lineage: Eukaryota; Metazoa; Arthropoda; Insecta; Diptera; Tephritidae. The coding region runs from base 1 to 1443 and encodes 480 amino acids. The record is from RefSeq and is a predicted model, not a curated record. Gene Ontology annotation, biological process: signal transduction; regulation of membrane potential; nervous system process. Gene Ontology annotation, cellular component: synapse; membrane; neuron projection.
AUGGAAUACCAAAUCUUCCUGCUGGUUAUAUUCUCAAUAUGUUUAGAGAAAUUCACAACAGGCGAAUACCAACAAAGUUUAGCGAUAACAGACAUUUUACCCGAAGACAUAAAACGCUAUGACAAAAUGCGUCCUCCCAAAAAAGAUGGACAGCCAACAAUCGUUUAUUUUCACGUCACUGUAAUGGGUCUCGAUUCGAUCGACGAGAAUUCAAUGACAUAUGUAGCGGACGUUUUUUUCGCACAAACAUGGAAAGAUCAUCGACUGCGACUACCCGAGAACAUGACACAGGAGUAUAGAUUACUCGAGGUGGAUUGGUUGAAGAAUAUGUGGCGACCAGAUUCAUUCUUCAAAAAUGCUAAAUCAGUUACUUUCCAAACAAUGACAAUUCCUAAUCACUACAUGUGGUUAUAUAAAGACAAAACCAUACUUUAUAUGGUGAAAUUAACCCUAAAAUUGUCAUGCAUCAUGAAUUUCGCCAUUUAUCCACAUGACACACAAGAAUGUAAACUACAAAUGGAAAGUUUAUCGCACACCACAGAUGAUAUGAUUUUUCAGUGGGAUCCUACGACGCCGCUAGUGGUUGAUGAAAAUAUCGAAUUGCCACAGGUGGCGCUGAUACACAAUCAAACUGCGGAUUGCACGCAAGUUUACUCGACGGGUAACUUCACCUGCCUCGAAGUCGUUUUCACACUGAAACGCCGUCUAGUCUAUUAUGUCUUCAAUACUUAUAUACCGACUUGUAUGAUUGUCAUUAUGUCUUGGGUCUCAUUUUGGAUCAAACCGGAGGCAGCACCGGCGCGCGUUACACUCGGCGUCACUUCGCUGCUGACAUUAUCCACGCAACAUGCGAAGUCACAAGCAUCUUUACCGCCAGUUUCCUAUCUAAAGGCGGUCGAUGCAUUCAUGUCCGUUUGCACAGUGUUUGUCUUUAUGGCAUUAAUGGAAUAUUGCUUGAUAAAUAUUGUAUUAAGCGACACACCUAUACCGAAACCGAUAGCAUAUCCGCCAAAACCAGUGCCAGAGGGUGCGGCGGCGAAAAAAGACCCCGAAAAACCACCAGCGACAGCACCAACGCCUGCGCCGGCGACCACACCAGCCAAAGUGGUGCCGGAUGAAAAGAUUGAGAAAAUUGAGAAGAUAUUCGAUGAGAUGACCAAAAAUAAAAGGGUUGUGCAUACACGCCGUAUCGUACGCCCACCACUCGAUGCCGAUGGCCCUUGGAUACCACGACAAGAGUCGCGCAUCAUACUAACACCAACCAUUGCACCGCCACCACCGCCGCCGAAGCCAGAACCCGAGCCACCCAAGCCAAAGCUUACGCCACAGCAAGAACGUCUAAAAAGGGCAAUUUACAUAGACCGUACAUCGAGAGUGCUCUUUCCUGCGCUAUUCGCCAGUCUCAACGGCAUAUACUGGAUCAUAUUUUAUGAAUAUCUCUAAGCACAAAUUGACACGUUCACAUUCGUAUACAAUACUAUUCUCAAAUCUACACAAAAUGUGUGAAAUGUGCUUUAUGGUUUUAACACAAAUCGAUAGAAUAAAUAAUAACAAAAACAAAAACAAUUUCUAGACUAGUAUAAAUUACUAGAAUUAAAAAAUAGCAUAAACAAGAAUAUAAAUACAAUG